AUGCCCGAAGCAAAGUCAUAGUAUUCGCAUCCAUCUUCUAAACCCUUUCCAAAGUCCUUUCUCCUCCCCUCCAGCGGAUCACUCGCCGCCGGUGGUAUCUCACUGACCACCCUCUCCACCCCUUCUCGAAUCGAACUCUUCGUUCAUCCCAAUUCACCGAUCCGUUGUGCAGCAGGCCGCCGCCGACGCCGUGAUGCUGUCCCUGUCGAGGGCGCUGGGAAGGCGGCUCUUCUCCUCUGCCGUCACCGCAUCCGAGUCUGCGGCCGCCGCGUCGACGUCGGCGGUGAGGAAGGCGCAGAACCCUCUCGAGGAGUUCUUCGAGGUCGAGCGGAGCACCGAGGAGGACAAACCACCUCCUCACUACGGUCGUAGUUGGAAGGCUUCUGAAUUACGUCUGAAAUCUUGGGAUGACCUUCAGAAGUUGUGGUACGUUCUUCUAAAGGAGAAGAACAUGCUUAUGACUCAGCGCCAGAUGCUAAACGCUGAGAACUUGCGUUUUCCAAAUCCAGAGCGUGUUUCCAAGGUGAAGAAAUCAAUGUGUCGGAUAAAGCAUGUAUUGACUGAGAGGGCCAUAGCAGAUCCUGAUCCACGGAGGUCUGCGGAAAUGAAGCGGAUGAUCAGCGCCCUUUGAUUACUUACAUGCUUUCCUGUGGGACAAAGGUUGCAAGAUGAGUAGCGCUUAGAAAGAUUUGCUUCAUUCUGUUGUAUGUUUAUCCCAGAAGACGUGUAAGACCAAUCUCUUUGAUUACUUACAACCUUAUUGACAUUAACAUGUCAGAUCCAAUAAUUUUGACCCUUAAGCUGUUUACAAUGUGAUAUGCAUGGCAUAUUUGAGCCAUGCUCCAAAGGAAUCUUCAUUU
This is a messenger RNA of Phragmites australis (common reed), 860 nucleotides long. RefSeq lists its product as uncharacterized. Lineage: Eukaryota; Viridiplantae; Streptophyta; Magnoliopsida; Poales; Poaceae. Bases 194 to 631 code for a protein of 145 amino acids. The record is from RefSeq and is a predicted model, not a curated record. Gene Ontology annotation, cellular component: mitochondrial large ribosomal subunit; mitochondrial ribosome. The transcript has 3 exons. Gene Ontology annotation, molecular function: structural constituent of ribosome. Gene Ontology annotation, biological process: mitochondrial translation.